AAGGUUUUGUUUUAAAGUUUUUAUGUCUGUUGUGUUUGCAGUUAUGAAGUUAUGCUGAUUAUCAUCCUGAGAAGCUUUUUAUCGUCUAGACCCUUGCACUGUAUUCAGAAUACAAUAACAGUAAUGGAAAUAAUCAUAAUCUUGACCAUACUGGGUGUUUAUUAUGUGCUAAGCACCACUUAAAGACUAUCUCACUCACUCCUCUAAACAGUUCUCACCGAUGAGAAGGAGGUGCAAAGGGUUAACUUGCUCUAGAUUCAAUAAAUUAACUCAAAGCUUUUUAACAUACAUAAGAUGCCGGUGCGUAUGGACCACUAAGGUACACUAAGGUCCAGGGGAGUUUGGGUGAGGUUAGUCAUACUUCCGGGGCAAGGAAGACUCGGCUUUCCGCACUAUCUGUCCAUCACAUCAACCCUAGUGCACCCCAUUCCAUCCUUUCCCAUCCUUCUACUCCUACACGCCCUGCUCUUUUAAGCAAGGCCUAGACCAAACACUCAAGAUUGAAACACCUUCGGCGCCUAAGGAGCCACAGCCCGAGCCGUACGGAGGUCUCCGUUGCUUGUGUCUUCCUUUGGCGCCCCUUGAAAUCGCACCCCACAAGUCCCGAGUGUAGAGGGACGUAUUGAGCUUUAAGGUAGUUUGACUCUUCAGGUUUCCGUACUUGGAGCCGUGCCUCCGCCCCUGGCCUCGCCCCUAGCAACUCUGGCUUGUGUUGACAACUGCUCGGGGAUCCUGAGCCUCGGUGCCCGGUGGGAUGCGGUAGCGCUAUGCGGACUGUUUCCCCGCGCCCGAGGCCACAGCCAGCCUCCCCCAGUCCUCUAGCGACGCUAGCGGCUCUCUGGCUGCCUUCCCUGCUUGGUGGUAGCCUUUAGCCCCCGCCUGCCAUGCCCACUGGGGAGGCCGCGGCGAUGGCCGAGGGCCAGGACCCCAGCGCCAGGAACAAGUCCAGCAGCCCCCGCCACAUUCCGGUGAUUGCUGUGGUGACUGAGGACGAAGAGACGCAGGGUGUUUUCAAGUCUAUGGACCUUAAUCAUGUCAUCAAACUCCUUGAAGAAAAUGAUAAAGGCGAUUUAGAAGAAAAACAACUUAAAUCUGUCAAGAAACUGGUGCAGUGUUAUCAGAAUGGACUUCCAUUAAGGGAUUUAGCAAAAAUAUUUAAAAUUCUGAAUCUAUGUGCAGGAAAAAUUGAAAACCAGCACCAGUUUGUAGAAUCUGUACAUGAUAUCUUAAAAUUGUGUGGCUUGCCAUUUUUGAAAAAAAAAGUAUCGGAUGAAAUAACUUAUGCUGAAGAUACUGCUAAUUCGAUUGCACUUCUGGGUGACUUAAUGAAAAUAUCAAGUUCUGAAUUGAGGAUACAAAUUUGUAAGUGUAUUGUCAACUUUUAUCAUGCAGAGCCACCAAAGAAGCAUAUUCCAGGUGGUGAAAUUACGGGAAAACAAAUAUUGCAAAGGAAUCUAAUCAGUCUAAAAAGGCAAGCUAUCAAGGAGUUAGAGAAGUGAGAUCACCAAAGGAGAAGAGAGCCUUACCGCAGAUGAGCAAAUAUUGCCCAGUAUUUAUUUAAUCCUUUUGUCUAAAAUGUAGUUAGGCAGGCACCUGUUCAACUGCAACAGAAGCUAAGGCAGAAGGAACUUCUUAUAAGAUGUCCCAAGAAUCAAAUGUCCCAAAAUACCAUUUCAUUCAUGAGCAUUUAUCAGAGCAACAUUACAUUUUUGCUCUUAUUUGACUGCUGACACCAUGUAAUUGUUAUCCCUUGAAAAGCAAAGAAGUAAAGCACUGUCUCAUAUAGUGAAAACAUUCAGUAUUUGUAGUCAUCUCAUUUUCUGUUACAUAUCUAUUGAGAAAUAAGAAAUAUUAUCUCUUUUAGAAGUUGAAGUGUGCUUCCAAAAUAUGUGAUCUUAUUUCAAAUGCAACCCGAAAAAUCAGUAAACUAUGGACCCCAGAACUACAAAUAAAAUGUUAUUGAAACACAACCGUAUGCCUUUAUUUUGGUAUUGUUUAUGGCUGUCUUCUUGCUAUAGAGACAAAACUCUAGUUAAGAAGACAGAAACAUUAAAGUUUAUAUAUUUAAAAUGCAUACUAUCUGGUCCUUUAAAGAAAAGGUUUCCCCAAAUCUAUACUUUCCAAUUUUUAAAUGCCAUAUGCUUUUCAUAAAGUUUUUGUCGUUGUUGCCAUUAAGCAACAAAUUAAUCAUUCCUUUGUCUUAAUUAUCAUUAUGUGAAAUAUCCACUUGGAUUUGCUAAUUGUUUUAGGUUACCAGCAAGCUAGUUCAUCAUACAAGGCUAAAAUGGC
Molecule: messenger RNA, 2289 nt
Organism: Heterocephalus glaber (naked mole-rat)
Lineage: Eukaryota; Metazoa; Chordata; Mammalia; Rodentia; Bathyergidae
Source: RefSeq, a predicted model, not a curated record